Messenger RNA from Anolis sagrei ordinatus, 1108 nucleotides. The record is from RefSeq and is a predicted model, not a curated record. Lineage: Eukaryota; Metazoa; Chordata; Lepidosauria; Squamata; Anolidae.
UCUUGCUUACCUGUGACUCAUGUGAAAAAUGAAUAAAGACUGGUGCGACCUCGUCUAUGAUAAAUUUGUGAUCUGUGUGGGUUUGGUUUUCAGGUUUAUUGUCUACAAGUUACCCCAGCCUCACCAUAGCCCUCCAGCGGAGGGCAUGCAAUACAUGUAUCAAGAUGAAAAUACCCAGGGUUGGGUACAAGGCAGGAGUCUGAUGAACAGUACCAAGGGAGCCGUGGGUCGGACCCUGCAACAACUAUACACAGUGGCAAUACGGAGGCAGGAGGAAACUGCCUAUGUCCUAUACAAUGAUGCUCCUCCCAAAAACCAUUCUUCCACCCUCAAGGGCCAUACAAAAGGUGCCAUCCUUCUGGAUCAGAACCAGGGUUUCUGGCUUCUUCAUAGCACUCCUCACUUCCCUCCAAGUCUAGAUGAAAAGGAGUAUACCUGGCCCCACAGUGCACUGCUCUAUGGGCAGACCUUCCUGUGUGUCACCUACUCUUACAACCAGUUCAAAGACAUAGGGAAACAGCUUCUCUUCACUGAACCCCACGUUUAUGAUUGUCGCGUGGAAGGCACUUUUGCCCAGGAUCUGCCAGCAUUGCUGAAUGCAUCGGAGGGGCGGCACGUUCAGAAAGAGCCGUGGAACUCCAGUGUCCCGUUGACAUCAGUUGGGGGCAAAGAAUUUGUCAGCUUUGCCAAAUUUCGCUUCUUCGGUGAUGAUUUGUACUCUGGCUGGCUGGCCCAGGCUCUUGCCAGUGACCUCUACGUUGAGUUCUGGCACAGGUCUUCGGGGAUCCUGCCUUCCAACUGUUCUGGACACUUCAGGGUCUAUAAUGUGGAGGAAGUGGCCUUCCAGGAGCCGGCCACAAGCUUCCCCUCCAUGUCAGACCAUUCCAAGUGGUGUGUGGGGACCGAGAGUGAUCCUGGCUGGGCCUGUGUUGGGGACAUGAACCGCAAUUGUGCAGAGGAACACCGUGGAGGUGGCAUCGUCUGCUGUCGUGAUCCAGCUAUCUGGAAAGCCUUCUACUCCUUGGUACAGAAUUAUACUGACUGCGAUGGUGCAGGGUGCCAUUCUGUGUAUUAGGGGAGUAGAGCUCACUGAACUGGGAAAGGGAAA